GCGGUAACCCGGAUGUACACAAAACCACGUGACGGCUCAUCGCACGUGUGGAAGAGCGAGAAAGAUCGUUAUCCAAAAUUAUCAGUUUUUACAAACAUGUUUGCUGAAGAAGAAUGGGCCGAGCCUCUAAUACCAGAUGUAUCAUCUCACACCGUUAGCAAGUCUCCUGCCUCCAGAAAGAAUAAGGUUGUGGGUAAACGAAGCCUUUUGAGAACCUUGCAAACGCUGGGUUCAGUUCCAGACUGGGGAGCCGGGGAUGCUGUAGAGGAUAGCGACGAAGAGAAGGACGCCUCCGCUACAGUCAAACCAGAAAAAAAGAAAAGGUUGAAAAAGCGUAAAAGAAAGUCUAACGCUGAAAACGAAGGAACGCAGCAGGAUAAAGGGGACACAUCUGAACCGCCUGUGAAAAAGAAGAAGCAGCCAAAAAAGAAGACCGUUGAAGAAAAGAAUUCUAAAGCGUCACGAGAGUCCAGAAAAUAUGAGAUUGGCAAAGGAGACGGACCUCAGCUGGAGAAAAAUGAAAGUCAAGCAGAAAACAAGCUAAGCAGAAAGCAGUGGAAGAACAAGAUGAAAAACAAAAGAAAGAGCAAGAACAAAUAUCUUCCCAAAACGACAGGCGUAGAGGAUUCCAGUGCAAAGGAGGAACCGUUAGUUCAAACACAGGAUAUCAAAGAGCUUAAGAAGGUGAAGAAACAUGACAAGGCGUCCCAAAAAACGAAGAAAUCCCAUAAAAAGAAUGGUGUUUCCUUCACGGACGGUGCUCAAAAUUGCGAAAACUUUAAAACAGAUCAAAUGCCCAGCACAGGAGCUGGAGAAGUAGAAGUAGAUGAAUCCCUGAGUAAUAAUGCAGUCUCGCAUAAAGUGGACGAUAAAGUGAAACAUACGAAAGUGAUGAAUAGAUCACGGGUAGAAAGGUUGCGCCACAUUUUUAAGUCGCAGCUUCCCGAUGACGGCGAUAAAGCCUCGGAGGAACCAGAAGAGCUCAAAGAUGCAACAAUAAGUCUGAAGGGUCAUGAAGAGCGAGUGGCUCCUGACCCCUCGGCUGCUUUAAGGACGAAGAUGGAGAAGCGGUUAGAAGCCGCUCGAUUCCGCUACAUCAAUGAGCAGCUUUACACGUCGACCAGCGGCGAGGCCAAGCGCAUGUUUCAGCAGGACCCAGAGGCCAUUGCAAUUUACCACAAGGGCUACAUGGCACAAGUUCAGCACUGGCCCACAAACCCUGUGGAUUCAAUCAUUUCCUAUAUCUGUAAAAAACCAACUUCUUUAGUAGUUGCUGACUUCGGCUGUGGAGACUGUAAAAUAGCUCGGAGUGUAAAGAAUAAAGUGCAUUCUUUUGAUUUGGCUCCGGUUUGUGAUCUCGCCACCGCAUGCGACAUGGCAAAAGUGCCGCUUCGUGACUCUACUGUAAAUAUUGCUGUUUUCUGUCUUUCUUUGAUGGGGACAAAUCUGGGAGACUUUUUGGCAGAAGCUAACAGAGUCCUGGUGAUGGGGGGCGUUCUUAAAAUUGCUGAAGUGGCCAGCAGGUUUGAAAAUGUGCGUUCGUUCAUUAGUGCGUUGUCAAGUCUGGGCUUCAAGUUAGUACAAAAGGACACAGAAAACAGCCACUUUUUCACCUUUGAAUUCAUAAAGACUGGAAAAGCACCUGGGAACGUGAAGAAAGUCGGUCUUCAGCUUAAACCUUGUCUGUACAAGAAACGAUAAAUGUACAUAAAGUGAAUAUUUUGCUACUUUAUGUAUGGACUGUGCAUGACGUUUUAUGAGCAAGUCAAAUCUCUUCUUAACGUUGGUUUGUAUGUUUUGUAAAUGAGUGUGUCAGGAAAGUACAUUUUAUUAUUUGUGAAAACUGUAUUUGUCAUUUACUGUCUUAUGUUUAAAUACUAGUUUUUACCUGAUAAACACAAAGACUCAAAGUGUUAAA
This is a messenger RNA of Puntigrus tetrazona (Sumatra barb), 1918 nucleotides long. RefSeq names its product ribosomal RNA processing 8 (gene rrp8). The transcript is spliced from 8 exons. Gene Ontology annotation, cellular component: nucleolus; chromatin silencing complex; rDNA heterochromatin. Bases 13 to 1701 code for a protein of 562 amino acids. Gene Ontology annotation, biological process: regulation of transcription by glucose; rDNA heterochromatin formation; cellular response to glucose starvation. NCBI's taxonomy places the organism in Eukaryota, Metazoa, Chordata, Actinopteri, Cypriniformes, Cyprinidae. Gene Ontology annotation, molecular function: methyltransferase activity. The record is from RefSeq and is a predicted model, not a curated record.